AUGUCUAAUAGUGAAUAUGAUACAAAUAUACAAUUAAAAUAUUUAAAACAUAUUGGACAUGACAAUUGUGUUAUUUGUGUAAGGGUCUCACUAAAUACCAAAUCUUUAAGAGGGUGUGAUGUCUUAAUCUUUUUGGCCUUGUCUUAAUAAAAACCAUCCACUAAUUAUAGAGAAUAUAAUGUUGGAUCCUUCUUAUUCAAUUUCAAAUAUUCACAAAAUGUCGAUGUAAAACUAUAUGUGUUUGAUGUUACUUUUGGUUCUUAGAUGUCUGAUUGUGUUCCACAACAAAAAUACUUUUAAAAAAAAGAAACCUUUCUAUUCUUAGCCAUUUUGGCAGUAAAAAAAUUAAAAAUGAUUUUUAAUGGUAAUCAAUUAGCCAAUACAAUUUUAAAAACUCUUCGUAUUACUUCAGAAAUAAAGCCGAAAUUGGGAAUCUGUUUAGUUGGAGAUUCCCCAGCAUCAAAAUCUUAUGUGAAUCGAAAACUCAAAGCCUGCCAGGAAAUUAAUGUUGAUGCAGAAGUAUUUAAUUUUUCAGAGAAUGUUGGGUAGGAGUAAUUGAUUAAACAUAUCUAAUAAAUGAAUCAUGACGGUAUAUUAGUGUAAUUGCCAUUACCAUCACAUCUGAAUAAGUUGGACAUCAUACACUCAAUUCCCUAUGAAAAAGAUGUGGAUUGUUUACAUAUGCAUAACUUAUAAAGAAUAUUAGUUUAUGGAGAAUUAUGCGAGAUGUUACCAUGCACUCCAGCAGCUGUAUUAUAGAUUUUAGAUUAUUAUGAUGUGAAUGUGAUUGGCAAGAAAGUGACUAUGAUAGGUAGAAGCUUCUUAGUUGGACUGCCAUUGUCUUUAUUGUUACAAAAAAGAAAUGCCACAGUCACUGUUUGUCAUAGGGAAACAUUAAAUUUAGAUUAACAUAUUAUGAAUGCAGAUAUUGUAAUAAGUGCUGCUGGACAUCCAAAACUAGUUAGAAAUGUGAAGUAAGGAGCAAUAGUAAUUGAUGUUGGAAUCUCAUAAGGGGAAAAGAAAGGCAAGAUUGUUGGGGAUGUUGAUUUUGAUGUAGUCAAAAAUUAGGCAUCGCUUAUUACUCCUGUUCCUGGAGGUGUGGGACCAAUGACUGUGUGUAUGUUGAUGAGGAAUCUAUGCAAUAUUUGGAAGAAGAAAUAAGGAUAGCCAGUGUACAUCAAUCCGAAAUUGAGUGAUGCUUAUUUGAAUGAUUGA
Messenger RNA from Paramecium tetraurelia, 1215 nucleotides. RefSeq lists its product as uncharacterized. Gene Ontology annotation, biological process: tetrahydrofolate interconversion. Gene Ontology annotation, molecular function: methenyltetrahydrofolate cyclohydrolase activity; methylenetetrahydrofolate dehydrogenase (NADP+) activity. Gene Ontology annotation, cellular component: cytosol. The record is from RefSeq and is a predicted model, not a curated record. NCBI's taxonomy places the organism in Eukaryota, Ciliophora, Oligohymenophorea, Peniculida, Parameciidae. The transcript has 2 exons.